AUUGAUCCGUCUCUUCCUUCUCGAUAACGAAAAAAAAAUCGGCCCAGCCGAUUCUGUCUCUGCUUCGUCUUCCCCACGCCGCCGAUCUCCACCGAUUGGCCAUGGCUGCUCAAACUUCUGAUCCCAUGGAUCGACUGCCUACGGGCUUGAAAUUAUUUGUCCGGAAUCUUCAAUCUCUAACUCCGGUCAAACUAGAUGAUACAAAUUAUCCCUCUUGGUCUGCUACAGUUCGCGCAAACCUCAUCGCUCAUCGUCUCCUCGGAUAUGUUGAUGGUUCAGAAGUGCCUCCUUCACCCCUUAUUUUGGACGAGAAAGCUGCUGCCCCUGGCAAGGAUGCACCGCCAGUUAUGAAACCCAAUCCUGCUUAUGACUCAUGGGUUCUUGUUGAUGCUCAAAUCAGGGCCUGUCUUCCCGCUAUUGUUUCUCCAACUGUUCAGACUCAUAUUCAUGCUCUUCCAUCCUCUGCUGCAAUUUGGAAUCACCUCGAACAACGGUACAAUUCUCUCUCACGUACUCACAUUUUUCAAUUAAAGGAGCGCUUACAUAGCAUCCAAAAGGGCACUGAUUCCAUGCAAACAUACCUGGACACUGUUCUCACUAUUGUCUCAUCUCUGAAAUUGGCUCAUGAGGACAUCUCUGAACAAGAUAUUUUCAUGUGUGUGCUUCGAGGCCUCCCUACGGAUUAUGCCUCGCUCAAACAAAACAUUCGCACUAAUAUUGCAACCGUCACUUUCAAUCAAGUAUUUGCGUGGUUGCUCUCCGAAGAAUUAAAUCUCACUUUUGAGAAGAAACUGCACCUUGGCGACUCUGGUUCUCCCUCGUCAACAUAUCUUCAUCAUGCUUUAUUCACCAAUUCAGGACGAGGUACUGGCCGAGGUCGUGGCCGUGGGCCAUAUCGUGGCCGUGGAGGGCCCUCCCGCGGCAGCAGCUACAACGGCAGAGGAGGCCGGCUGCCUUCCUACCGCGAGUAACCGCGAGGUCGCGGUGGUGGACGUGGGG
This is a messenger RNA of Cuscuta campestris, 999 nucleotides long. Lineage: Eukaryota; Viridiplantae; Streptophyta; Magnoliopsida; Solanales; Convolvulaceae. The record is from the annotation of a GenBank genome assembly.